Molecule: messenger RNA, 586 nt
Organism: Rhea pennata
Lineage: Eukaryota; Metazoa; Chordata; Aves; Rheiformes; Rheidae
Gene: AGR2
Product: anterior gradient 2, protein disulphide isomerase family member
Exons: 8
Coding region: 47-586 (179 amino acids)
Cellular component (GO): endoplasmic reticulum
Molecular function (GO): dystroglycan binding
Source: RefSeq, a predicted model, not a curated record
CCUUCUCACCUGGGCAGGCAUCCGGGAGAAUAAACAAGGAGCAGCCAUGGAGAAGAGCUAUAUGUCGGUGUUCCUGCUGCUUGUCGCCCUCUCUUGUGCUCUGGCUAAGGAUGCACCCAAGAAGGAGACCAAAGAGACCAAGGAGACCAAGGAGACCAAGGAGACUAAGCCAAAACUGCCACAAACACUCUCCAGAGGCUGGGGAGACCAGCUCACCUGGACGCAGACCUACGAGGAAGCCCUCUUCCGCUCCAAGACCAGCAAUAAGCCCCUGAUGAUUAUCCACCACUUGGAUGACUGCCCACACAGUCAAGCACUGAAGAAGGCCUUUGCUGAAAAUAAAGAGAUACAGAAAAUGGCUGAAAAGUUUAUUCUCCUGAAUCUUGUGUAUGAAACAACAGACAAGAAUCUCGCACCCGACGGUCAGUAUGUCCCUAGGAUUUUGUUCAUAGAUCCCACCCUGACUGUGAGAGCAGAUAUUACUGGAAGAUACUCAAACCGUCUCUAUGCAUAUGAGCCCUCUGAUAUUUCUUUGUUGUACUCAAAUAUGCAGAAAGCUCUGAAGAUCCUGAAAACUGAACUGUAA